AGCUGUCUCGGAAUUGGGCUUGGAGGAGGGGGGAGGUGCCUCGUCCCUUAAAAUCCCUAGAAAGUAUCAAACCCUCGCGAGUCCUCUCCGCCACCGCCGCCGGCUUCUCUCUUUCGCUUUAUGCUCUGAUCUUGUAUCUUCUCUCAGCGGGAGGAAUUUGGACUGUUUAAUUUCAGGCUGGGAAAGGUGAUCAUGUCCCUAAGAAGUGCUGCCGAUAUCAUGUGCAACAGUGUUGUCUCAUUAUAGAAGCCAAGCGUCCAUAUCACUUUUUCAAAUUGCUGCAUCGCUCAAUAGAAAUGCAGGACCCGAAAAGCAUGGUCGAUGAGAAAGGUGAAAGCAGACUGUACAUUGGCAAUCUUGACCAAAGAAUCACAGAGGCCAAUGUAAUCAAAAUGUUCUCUCCAUUUGGAAAAAUUGUGUCCGAGGAUUUUUUGUGGCACACACGAGGUCCUAAACGUGGAGAGCCUCGUGGUUAUGCUUUUAUCCAGUAUAGUACCAAGGAGGAGGCACAACUGGCAAAAUCAAAGAUGAACGGCAGGUUAGCUUGUGGGCGCCCAUUGGUUGUCCGUUUUGCCAGCGAGAAGUAUUUGGCAGAGACAGCAAAUCCCCUCAAAACUGCCUGUGAUGCUAAAAUGCCAAGCAUUACAUGCAGCACAUCAGGACAAAUGAGCCGGAGUGCCAAGAUUGCUGCGAUAAAGAAUAAACUGAAAUCCUUGGAAGAAGAAGGCUGUGGCUCGAAGAAACCAAGGCUACAAACAGACGGCACUCCUUGAAUUUGUGGAUUGUUCUUCUAGGGGAUGUCAAGAAACAGACUGAUGUUGGUAUGCUUUAAUGAUCUGUACAAGACACCAGAAGAUAUGCUACCAGCUUUCUCAUUUGCAGAACUCGAGUGUCGUCUCUUCUCAUUGUAUCAACUUCUCGUCUUUCUCCUUGUAUCAGAACAUUAGUUUAGUUGGCACACCAUUCCUUCCUCUUUGCAUGAUCUACAUUCUUUUCUACAAUUUAUCCAUUUUUUUCUUCAGUUAUUUU
Molecule: messenger RNA, 1029 nt
Organism: Phoenix dactylifera (date palm)
Lineage: Eukaryota; Viridiplantae; Streptophyta; Magnoliopsida; Arecales; Arecaceae
Product: RNA-binding protein-like RNA recognition motif protein
Molecular function (GO): RNA binding
Source: RefSeq, a predicted model, not a curated record